CAAUGACGCGCGGGCGGGUGAAGCCGGGAUCCUGCCAUGCCUCCGCGAAGCGACAUCUGUACAUCGUGAAGGAAGAUACUGGCAGUCAAUUCACAAGUCCUUUGUAGUUGGGGGUGAGAAAGAAUGUCGACGAGGGAUGAUGAGGCGGCCCGGUUAGUCAGCCUAGACAAAUGCACCAUCCCCGCCAUUCAUCGCGGCGUGGCAUGGCGCCUACAGUACUCCUCACCCGCCUUUGGUUCCCCCAGCAUCACGUACACCCAGGCAUAUAGCCACCCGUCACUCGCUUCACUCUCCUAAUGACCGCCCCUCCUUCCAAUGCCGACUCCGACUCCAACCGCAAGCUCAUCUGGGCUUCCGUUUACCGCACGCUAAUCCGUCACGCUCACCCCGACGCGCGCUUCAACCACGACUUCCUCUCCUUCGUGCCCGACUUCACCGGCUCCUCAUCCGCCAUCGCCCGCUUAGUAACGCUACCAUGCUACCAAUCCGCCGCCGUCAUCCUCGUCACGCCCGACAACAGCCUCGAAAACCUGCGAUGCCGCGCCCUGAAAGACGGGAAGAAAGUGCUAGUCGCUACAUACCGACUACGCAGAGGCUUUUUCUUACUACAUCCCGGGCGAAUAAACGAGAGUAAAUACGAAAUAGCCGCGUGUCUGGACGGCAUGGAGAAACCAGGCAUAGGACGCUCGGUAUCGCUUGCGCAGCUGCGUGAUGAAGGACUCAAAGUAGACCUAUGUGUCACCGGCGGUCUGGUUUUCAACGCGCAAGGCGUAACAAUCUGGGAAGGACAUAAUCUAUUCGAGAUACAAUGGGCGUUGCUGGCCGACCUAGGCGUUUUACACACGCAGACACCUGUUGUGGCUGUUGCACAUGACUGUCAGGUCGUUGACGAGACAACGCUAGGCGUGGACAAGGUAAUGCCGAUGAGGAAGGGAGAGGUACAGUGUGACUUUGUUGUUACACCGGAUAAGCUGUAUGAGGUAGGGGGGGCGGUUAAGCCUAGCACAGGUGUGGAUUUUGAGAACGUGGAUCCCGAGGGCGUGCAGAAUAUUCCGCCACUGCAGGAGUUGAGGGGGAUUAGGAUGAUGGAGAAGAUCAUGCAUAGGGAAGGCUUUGUUUCUGAGAAGGAAGAGAAAGCUGAUGAAGCGCCGAACGAGGAUGAGCAGAUGGGUAUUAGUAUUGUGGAGAAGCUGAUGCAGAGUUAUAGGGCGUAGUAAAUGAAGAUUAUGAUAAUGUACUUACGUGCGAGGUAGGUCUGCAAGGCAUGUUGAAGAGAUUAUAUUACUAUACUGUAAGUUCCGCCUGUAGAAGCCGGAGCGAAAGCAAAGUACGCCAUCCAAGGCGUAUGCGAAGAUUGUACGCCAACGCAAUGAAAAUAUCCCCAAGCCGCCUUUCCCUCAUUUUCCCUCACUCAGACUCCACCCGUCAAGCACACAUACCCUAAACCCCCUCCUUCCAACACACCACCC
This is a messenger RNA of Alternaria rosae, 1469 nucleotides long. RefSeq lists its product as uncharacterized. The record is from RefSeq and is a predicted model, not a curated record. The transcript has a single exon. Bases 297 to 1214 code for a protein of 305 amino acids. Lineage: Eukaryota; Fungi; Ascomycota; Dothideomycetes; Pleosporales; Pleosporaceae. Gene Ontology annotation, cellular component: cytoplasm.